GCACACCAAAGGUUUCCUCCCUUGCAGACUAUGGGAAUAGUCUAUUGCAGUACUGUAGUGCCCUCUGAUGACGUUACAGUAGUUUACCAAAAUGGGUUACCGGUGAUAUCUCUGAGUCUUCCUUCUCGUCGUGAACGCUGCCAGUUUACACUUAAGCCUCUCUCAGACUCCGUUGGAGUAUUCUUACAGCAACUCCAGGCAGAGGACCGGGGAAUUGAUCGAGUUGCAGUUUAUUCACCAGAUGGGACACGAGUAGCAGCUUCCACAAGCAUAGAUCUCCUACUUCUUGAUGAUUUCAAACUAGUAAUUAAUGACUUGAGUUACCAUGUUCGUCCACCAAAGAGAGAUCUCUUAAGCCAUGAAGAUGCCACCACAUUGAAUGAUGUGAAGACCCUGGUUCAGCAGUUAUAUACCACACUGUGUAUUGAAGAACACCAGCUGAAUAAAGAGAAGGAAUUGAUUGGGAGGUUAGAAGACCUCAAGCAGCAAUUGGCACCCCUGGAGAAAGUUAGGAUGGAAAUCUGCAGAAAAGCAGAGAGGAGGACCACCUGGCUACUCUGGGGCGGGCUGGCUUACAUGGCCACCCAAUUUGGAAUUUUGGCUCGUCUCACCUGGUGGGAAUAUUCUUGGGACAUUAUGGAGCCAGUCACUUACUUCAUCACGUAUGGCAGUGCCAUGGCAAUGUAUGCAUACUUCGUAGUAACACGUCAGGAAUAUGUAUAUCCAGAUGCUAGAGACAGGCAGUACUUACUAUUUUUCCAUAAAGGAACCAAAAAGACACGUUUUGAUCUAGAAAAAUACAAUCAACUCAAGGAUGCUAUUGCUCAGGCAGAAUUGGACCUUAAGAGGCUUCGAGAUCCCUUGCAGGUGCAUCUACCCGUCCAACAAAUCAGCAAUAAAGACUGAUCAGCAGGGGACCUCUGUAUCUUGGCAGAAAAGUGGCAGAUCUUUUCUAGCUCUUGCCUCUUUAAUCAGAAAGCAUUUCAGGUGGAAGCUGGGAGGUCUUCUUGGGUUGAAGGGUUUUUUAAUAAUUAAAACAAAGACCUUGACAGGGGAGGGGGUAAUGUGUUCAAUCAAAAAAAAUAA
Candoia aspera is the source of this 1086-nucleotide messenger RNA. It is a transcript of the gene MCU, whose product is annotated as mitochondrial calcium uniporter. Lineage: Eukaryota; Metazoa; Chordata; Lepidosauria; Squamata; Candoiidae. Gene Ontology annotation, molecular function: uniporter activity; calcium channel activity. The transcript is spliced from 7 exons. Gene Ontology annotation, cellular component: mitochondrial inner membrane; uniplex complex. The coding region runs from base 31 to 906 and encodes 291 amino acids. The record is from RefSeq and is a predicted model, not a curated record. Gene Ontology annotation, biological process: mitochondrial calcium ion homeostasis; calcium import into the mitochondrion.